GACCCUCAAAAUGAUUUCAAAAAUCGUAGUUGACUUUUUAGACUAUGUAAAACUUCUCUUUUUUUAAUUUUUGUUUUGAUUCUUCCUUCUAUUUCCAUCCCUUGCUCCUCCUCUGAAACCAGUUCUCUCAAAACACAUGUCCCCAGCCCCAGCCGGAAAAAGCAUGCGGUCUUGACUACUUCACCAUGGUGCCCUUGACCCAUAUGCACAUGCAGGGGCCAUUGGCAACAUUCUUGUGCCACUUUGGUUGGCCUGUCACCUUCCUGCCCUCUCCAUUCCUCCCAAGGCCCACUUGCUGAUGCUGCAGCAAAGUCCACUCUAAAAUAUAGCCAAUUCUGUGCUCUACGUGUGCCGGUCUUCCCCUGCCCUUGUUCCUUGUAAAGAUGAUGGAUAAUGUUAGCCAGGGCAACGUAGUUAAAGGACAACCAGGAGAAUGCUGAAUGGUUACAGUCCACGUGGCACAUAUAAUGUCUUUCUGAUGAACAUUAAUGGGUUACAGUGUACUUUGGGGAAAGUACAUUACAAGGACUUUGCGAGAGAACAUUAUGACCGGACCCUGUAAUUCCUGCUUAUACUCACGAGAACUGAAUGUUCGCACAUGCUGGCUUUUACAUCGCCUUGCUCAUAUUAAAUAGGAAAAUGGAUGGGAAACAAAUGGCAGAACUUGGGAAAAUUUUUCUUCCUUUAAAAAAAAAAAAGGCAGAUGGUGUUUUGAACACAACUUAUCAGAGAACAUGAACGCAUAAGAGUCCUGGCUGUUUGAAGGGGGGAGAAAUAAGUUGGUUCUUUUUUAGUGGUAACAAAUAGCUAUAGGUUCCUCUCAGGAGCACAAAGAAAAAAGCCACUGAGAAAUGGGAGUGAACUGCAAGAUAGGGUUUCUGUAACAAGUACCUCAAACCACAGAAGUCACAUGGGCUCUUUCUGCUUUGCUACUUCUGAUUACUUGUCAGAGGCUUAUACUUUUAGCUUCCCCCAUCCUGCAAGGCCAUUCAACCAUGUGCCAGCUGGAGUGAUCUUUGUGCACAAUGUCUUUACCAAGGCUCAUGCACCAGAGCAGCAAUGGCAAUUUGGUGGACGGCUGUGCUGGCCCAGCAUGCGGCUCAUGCUCCCUACUCACAGGCAGCUUUUCCAUGGAUGAUAAUAGACGGAUUCAAAUGCUGGCCGACACUGUGGCCACUUUGCCUCGGGGACGAAAGCAGCUUGCUUUGACGAGAUCAAGUUCUUUGGGUGAUUUUGCCUGGUCUCAAAGAAAGCUUGUGACUGUGGAGAAGCAGGAUAAUGGAACGUUUGGAUUUGAAAUUCAGACUCACAGGCUCCAGAACCAGAACACCUGCAUCUCAGAGCUGUGCACUCUGAUCUGCAAAAUCCAGGAGGACAGCCCAGCGCACUGUGCUGGCCUGCAAGCCGGUGAUAUCCUUGCAAAUAUCAAUGGCGUGGGCACAGAAGGCUUUACCCACAAGCAAGUUGUUGACCUGAUCAGAUCGUCAGGAAACCUGCUAACGAUAGAGACUCUUAAUGGAACAGCAAUUCUCAAGAGAGCCGAGCUUGAAGCAAAGCUGCAAGUUUUAAAGCAAACCUUGAAGAAGAAAUGGGUGGAGCUCAGAACUCUGCAGUUACAGGAACAGCGCCUGCUUCAUGGUGAUGCAGCUAACUGCCCAAGUUUGGAAAACAUGGACAUAGAUGAAUCCAUUUUGUUUGGAACCCUGUCCGCGGCAGGUUCAGCUCUCCCGGACCGGAAUCGAUUAUCCAGUGAGAGCAGCUGUAAGAGCUGGCUGAGCUCCAUGACAAUGGACAGCGAGGACGGCUACCAGACAUGUGUGUCUGAGGACUCGAGCAAGGGAGCCUUCAGCAGGCAGACGAGCACCGAUGAUGAGUGCUUUGUCCUCAAGGAUGGGGACGAUUUUCUGAAGAAGUCAUCUUCCAGGAACCGGAGCAUCAGCACUGCCAGCAGUGGGUCCAUGUCUCCCAUGUGGGAGAGCAACUUCUCAAGCAUGUUUGGGACUCUGCCCCGGAAAAGCAGAAGGGGGAGCGUCCGGAAACAACUCUUGAAAUUCAUCCCUGGCCUUCACCGCCCUGUGGAAGAGGAAGAGAGUCGCUUCUGAGGGGUUGCGAUGCCCCUUCCUAUGAGCUUAUUUCAUAAAUACCUUCUGGACCUGCUUAGAUCAACUCCACCCAGCUUAGUGGGAAAGUGCAAAUGAAUUGCAAAACUGACAUCCCAUUUUAGGCAAUAGUGACCUUUAUUUAAAGUUUUUAUAUCGUGUUUUUUUUUUCUGCAUCUUAAUGUUUUAACUAGAACAGCUGAAGUUCUAAGCAGACAGCAAAGAAAUAAAGUUGUAAGUUAGAUAAUAUAACAAAUGAACACAAAUGCUUGCUCAUGCUAAUGCUGCCUGUGAAGGCAAGAGUAAUAUUUAUUUUAUAGAUUAUCCAUGUGAAAAAUUGAGAACUUUGGAGUCCAGUGUAAAUAAGAAAGUGACAAUAUAAUUAUUUGGAAUACCUUCUGUAGGCAAAUAAGUAGGUAUCAAAACUUUAUGUUAACUUAAGCUCAGUAACCUCUGGGGAGGCUUAAAAAUAGGCAAUUUUGAAUGUUUCUAUUGAAAUCUCUGAAGGAUUAUAAACAAAGAUGACCAUCAGCCAUUUUUCACAUCUACAGUGACAGUAAAGCAGGAAAUGUAAGAUUUAAUAUGAGGGUUCAAGCUUCAUGAGAUCCAUGGAAAGAUAUUGUCUAAGGUGGGUACUGAGGAAGAUUAUAAUAAGUUUGGUUGUUUUUUGUUUUUUUAUAGGCAGCCUAAACAAAAUGGGUGGAAAUGUUAUUCUUACUUGAUUCAUUUUUUAUUCUAUCUAAAUAUUGAACUGGCAAGAUUUUAUAGCUUUGUAAUUUUUUUAAAACAAAUCUAAAAUGUGAAAAACUAGAUUCAGGAAAAGGAUUUUCCUCCUGUAGAUUUUUUCCAUAUCACUCCUUACAUUAUGUUAUAUAUUUUAAAUAGUUAUUGCCUUGGCACUCUUGAGCCUAUUAGUUAUGCUAGUAUCAUAUUAUGUCUAGCCAUUCAAUCGCUUUUUUUUCAAUGCCUAUUAAAGUCCAUAAUUUUUCUGUUCUGGUGAUACAGCUGCUCACUGCCUCUAUUCUAAAGUAAAUAACCCUGACAAUAUAAUAAAUAGUCCUUACUGAUUUGUGUGUGUGUGUGUGUGUGUGUGUGUGUGUGUGUGUGUGUGUGUGUGUGGGCGAGAAGAGAUACAUCUCGCUUUCAGCUGAUGGCGGAGGCGCCCCUCCUGGCGUUAUCUGCUCUGUGUGUCCAGG
Messenger RNA from Myotis davidii, 3295 nucleotides. It is a transcript of the gene CYTIP, whose product is annotated as cytohesin 1 interacting protein. Lineage: Eukaryota; Metazoa; Chordata; Mammalia; Chiroptera; Vespertilionidae. Gene Ontology annotation, molecular function: protein binding. The coding region runs from base 1026 to 2102 and encodes 358 amino acids. The transcript has 8 exons. Gene Ontology annotation, biological process: regulation of cell adhesion. The record is from RefSeq and is a predicted model, not a curated record. Gene Ontology annotation, cellular component: cell cortex.